AUGCUUCGAAUCGUCCUUAUCUUUGCAAUAUUCCCGGUUGCAUUCUGCGCUAUCGGUGGACUUGUCGGAAGAACACAAAGUACUGCAGUUCGUGGAACUUUGUUGUGCAAUGGAAAACCGGAACCGAACGUUUUGGUAAAACUUUACGAUGACGACAGAGGACUAGAUAUGGAUGAUUUAAUGGGUGAAGGAACCACAGAUGCAAAUGGAGAGUUCUUGAUUAGUGGCUGGAAUCAAGAAGUCUCUACAAUUGACCCCAAACUUAACAUCUAUCAUGAUUGCAACGAUUGGAUUUGGGUAAUUAAAAUCUUAAAACCUUGCCAACGUAAAAUAAGCAUAAUGGUUCCGGAUGAAUAUAUCACUGUCGGUAAGAUACCUAAACGGACCUAUGAUGCUGGACGAAUUGAAUUAUCUGGUGAAUUUGCUGGAGAGACACUUGCUUCCCUACUCAUUUUCACUUUUAUUCCAAGUGUAUUCACUGAUGUGGAAAGUAGUGUUGGACGAAUUCAAAGCGCUGGCGUCAAAGGAACCUUACUUUGCAAGGGAGUUCCUGCUCCAAAUAUUCUUGUAAAGUUAUAUGACGAUGAUAGGGGUUUGGAUACUGAUGAUCUGAUGGCAUAUGGUAAAACCAACGCUGAAGGAUACUUUGAAAUCAGCGGUUGGGAUGCGGAAUUUGCUGCUAUUGAUCCAAAACUAAGUAUCUAUCACGACUGUGAGGAUGGACUAAAACCAUGUCAACGAAAAAUAAGCAUAAUGAUACCGGAUGGAUAUAUUUCUGCUGGAAAAGUGGCAAAAAAGUUCUACGAUGCAGGAAGUAUUGAACUUGCUGAAAAGUGGGCUGGUGAAACACGAGACUGCAUUCACUAA
Messenger RNA from Enterobius vermicularis (human pinworm), 867 nucleotides. Lineage: Eukaryota; Metazoa; Nematoda; Chromadorea; Rhabditida; Oxyuridae. The record is from the annotation of a GenBank genome assembly.